GCAAGCUUGAAAAUCGUCACUGAGCUCUCCACCAAGCUCUCCCCACCUGUAGCUCCCCAAACCCUUUGCACAGGGACAGCCGGAAGCCCUCUCUGUAUUGUCAUACCAUGGUCCUGCGCACAAAAAGGACAUAAUGGCCGGCCACAACGACGGGGUUAACCCCCUCAGACCAUACUACAUUCCGCCGUCUAUCGGGGAGCCGCCCGAAGCGCUCCCAACGCCGGGUCCACGGGCCUUCGCCCAGUCCAACUCAACGGGGAGAUACGCUUCCAAGGCUCGCGAUAUCUUCUCCGACAUCGACUACAAAGACUAUAUUGCCGAGCCCUCGCCGUCAGUUGUGCAAACCAUCAAGGAAGUGUUGGACGAGUUGCUAUGGAAGUACACGUCGGUGCUCAUGGCGCAACCCUUCGAGGUCGCCAAGACCAUCAUGCAAGUGCGGGCCCAGGAUGACGUCGGAGGGUUGGCGGCGGCGGCAGAGGCAGCCGAGGAGGCCAGGCUACGACAGGCUAGCCAGAGGAUGAGCAUGCGUGACGAGCAUACUCCCUCCGACUCUGAGUCCGACGUGGAUGAGUCGGCCUUCUUCACCUCACAUCAACCCCGAGCACCAUCCCCUACGCUUAGGCGGCCGAGAAGCCAGAGACAUCCGUCUCCACAGCCGUCACGAGUGCCAAACAGGGCAGUACUGGCUCACCAACUGGCCAUACGCACGCCGGACUCGGUGUUAGAGGUGAUCGCGCAGCUCUGGCAGAGAGAAGGCGCCUGGGGCGUGUGGAAGGGGUCAAACGCAACAUUCAUUUACUCGGUACUCCAAUCCCUGCUCGAAAACUGGUCCCGCAGCUUGCUGAGCGCUCUCUUCAACGUCCCGGACCUGGGCGUUAAAACCGACACCGACAGACUCGUCGAUCUCGCCUCACCUUACCCCUGGGCCUCCCUCUUCGUCGCUGCCGCGGCCGCCGUCACAACAGGGCUGAUCCUCGCUCCACUUGACCUAGUCCGCACCCGGUUGGUAAUAACUUCCACCGCCUCGCGGGCCUCGCGGCGCACCCUCUCGACACUCCGCAGCCUGCCAUCAUACCUCUGCCCGUCCUCCCUCGCCGUGCCGACCAUCCUGCAUUCGCUCAUUCACCCGCUGCUGACCCUCUCGACCCCGCUCGUCCUCCGCUCCCAGUUCAUGAUUAGUCCAGAGUUGGCGCCUACCACGUUCUCCAUCGCCAAGUUCUGCUCGUCCACCGUGGCGCUGCUGCUCAAGCUCCCGCUCGAGACUGUUCUGCGCCGCGGCCAGGUCGCCGUCCUCUCCUCACCGGCGUACCUCAGGUCGCUGGAAGGGCCUGGGGUCGGGGGAGGAAGGAGGCUUGACGAGAAGCCGGCCGUCGAGCUGGAGGCUGUUGUGCCCCUUGGGCGGUAUGAUGGUGUCGUAGGGACUAUGUACAGCAUCGUUUAUGAGGAGGGCUCCCAUGCUGUGCCUACUUCUGCGGGUCCAAAAUCGGCGGCAGCGAAGAAGGGGAAGACAGCGACGGUGGCCGAGACGGUCUAUCGGCGCGGUCAGGGCCUGGAUGGGUUAUGGAGAGGCUGGAAGGUCAGUUGGUGGGGCUUGGUUGGGUUGUGGGCGGCUGGGGUCCUCGGAGGUGGAGGUGAUGGAGAGUUCUAAGGUGUGACGCUCUCCGAGCUCCGCUUCCUCGGAGGACGCUCCUGGUCUGCGACCGAGUGCUGCAGUGAUGAGAGACGGAGAAAUUGUCUGGAUAUGUCCGUGUUUCGCCACGGGACUGGUGUGCUCUAGGCGUUGGUGGCACGGCGUCUUUGCUUUGGCAGUGAUUCCCCGCUCACGAAUUGGUAUGAUAUUCCCAGGCUCGGUUCCCGGGAUGUGGGCCUUGGCUCCUCCAUAGGCUUUAUAUCCGUAGCUGGACGUAUACGAACGAAAAUGGCGUAGAGAGAAUAUUACCGGGUUGGCUAGCAUUGGAUACCUACGAGACGG
Chaetomium strumarium is the source of this 1972-nucleotide messenger RNA. Its product is annotated as mitochondrial carrier domain-containing protein. The record is from RefSeq and is a predicted model, not a curated record. Gene Ontology annotation, cellular component: mitochondrial inner membrane. The transcript is spliced from 3 exons. Gene Ontology annotation, molecular function: coenzyme A transmembrane transporter activity. Gene Ontology annotation, biological process: mitochondrial fusion; mitochondrial coenzyme A transmembrane transport. NCBI's taxonomy places the organism in Eukaryota, Fungi, Ascomycota, Sordariomycetes, Sordariales, Chaetomiaceae. The coding region runs from base 134 to 1648 and encodes 504 amino acids.